Molecule: messenger RNA, 3080 nt
Organism: Centropristis striata (black sea bass)
Lineage: Eukaryota; Metazoa; Chordata; Actinopteri; Perciformes; Serranidae
Gene: hoxb3a
Product: homeobox B3a
Exons: 5
Coding region: 695-2152 (485 amino acids)
Biological process (GO): regulation of transcription by RNA polymerase II
Cellular component (GO): nucleus
Molecular function (GO): DNA-binding transcription factor activity, RNA polymerase II-specific; RNA polymerase II cis-regulatory region sequence-specific DNA binding
Source: RefSeq, a predicted model, not a curated record
CUGCAUUCUGUGUAUUAUGUGUAUUAUGUGUAUUAUGUGUACGGACUUGCUUCUCCUUUGAACCUGUCGAGGCUGUCACAAGGCGCUGAGUUGGGCUUUACAGUCUGUGUGCUGGUGAUGAUGAGUGGGCCACACACAAGACCCCUUCUGCCAGGAGAGAGGGAGAGGGCAGGGAACAGAGAGGCAGACAGAGGAGAAGAAAAAAAGAAGACGUCUUGGAAGACACUUGGAAGACAACCCCCCACACCCCCCAACCCCUCCCUCUCACACACAACCUCACACAUAAACACUUAUACAUACACCUCCCCUUCCCACCCAUCAGCAAGCUAUUUUUUACACCCCACAAGUAUCCUACCAUAAGAAAAAAAACUUUUUUCUUCCCCAUUGGAAAGAAGAAAAUCCCUCCAAAGAAACUCCAGCACACCAGUCACAGAGCCCUCGCGGCGCAGGAGAAGAAGAAGAUGGCCCAGGGGUCGCUGGCAGUGGUGGCGUCUAAGUUCUUAGGAGCUUUCUGGAAGCCGUUUUCUUUCAUCAAAACAUCAGAAAAUAAGAGGAAAUCUUUCGGUCAGAUUGCAGGAGACCGUUGGAGAGACACCGUCACGUGACCCCCGGUACCAAAUGGUCUUCCGGCAGUGGCUCUCAACAAGGACCGGAGCACAAGAAGAAGAAGACGCCGCCGCCACUUCUCUCGGAAAUGCAGAAGACAACAUACUACGACAACUCCUCUGCGCUCUUUGGUGGCUAUUCGUCCUACCAGGUGCAGGGGGCGGCAGCGGCAGCCGCGGCAGCCGCCAACGGCUUCGGGGGCUACGAUGCACCGGUCCCAGUGUCCCACCACCAGCCGGCCUUCCAGUCAGCGACCCAUCUGGACGUGGAUUCGUACCAGCGCUCAGCCUGCUCUUUACAGUCACUGGGCAGUAACAGUGGCCACCAGCAGCAGCAGCUAGCCAAGACCAAGGAGCUGAAUGGCAGCUGCAUGCGGCCCAGUCUGCCGCCUGAGCACCACCCAGGCUCCCAGGUGUCCCCUCCACUGCCCCCCAACCCCAGCAACGGCAAUACUGGGGCUCAGCAGCCGGGGGGCAGUGCUGGGGCCUCCUCGGUCUCUAAAUCAGGCCCCAAUAAGUCAUCGAAUUCCUCUUCCUCCACAUCAUCCUCCACAUCGUCCUCCUCCUCCUCACUGCCCCCCAACCCGACCAUGGCCAAGCAGAUCUUCCCCUGGAUGAAAGAGUGUCGACAGGCGACCAAGCAGAAAAACUGUUCACCCAGCAACAACUCUGGCAACGCAUCAGGAGGAGCUGAGAGUGGCAGCAGUGGGGAGAAGAGUCCUACAGGCGGGUCAUCGGCGUCAUCUAAACGAGCUCGCACGGCGUACACCAGCGCCCAGCUGGUGGAGCUGGAGAAGGAGUUCCACUUCAACAGGUACCUGUGCCGGCCGCGACGCGUGGAAAUGGCCAACCUGCUCAACCUGUCUGAACGCCAGAUCAAGAUCUGGUUCCAGAACCGACGCAUGAAAUACAAGAAGGACCAGAAGUCCAAGGGCCUGAGCUCCAGUUCUGGAGGGCCCUCACCAACUGGCUCCCCUCCUCUGACCAUGCAGUCCUCCGCCAGCUUCCUCAACUCAAUGCACCCUAUGGGAGGGGGGAGUGGAGGGGGGGGAGGCUACGACGUCCCAUCUCCACCAUCCUUCGGCAAGCCCCACCAGGGAGUGUCUUACUCCAUGUCCACUGCCUACUCCAAUGUCCCUAUGAAGGGCUGUCCUCCCCAACAGAAGUAUGGCGCCCCAGACCAGGACUACGGCGACCCCCAUCCUCACCACGGCCUGGUGCAGGCCACUAACGCUGGCUACGGGACUCCCACCAGCAUGCAGGCCAGCCCAGUCUAUGUGGGGGGUGGCAGCUAUGUGGAACCCAUGCCUGGCUCGGGGCCCUCCAUGUACGGGCUAAACCACCUUGGCCCCACGCCGCCCCACCACCAAACCAUGGACUACAAUGGCGCAGGGCCCAUGUCGGCCGCCAACCAGCACCACGUGGGCGGAGGGGUCCCCCCGGGUCCCUGCGACCCACCCACACAUCCAACAUACACUGAGCUGUCGGCGCACCAUACCUCGACUCAGGGCAGAAUCCAGGAAGCACCCAAGCUCACUCACCUGUAGCAGGUUUGGAACAAAAUGACAACGUAGGAAAUAGUGCAGACGAACAUGUAACUGACUCACUAACAAAGCAACUAACAUGUGGGGACACUGCUGCAACAGGACGGCAGGACAGACAAAAGGAGACAGGCAGGAGCCAUCGAGUGGUUUGUCCUUUGCUCUACAGCUGUUAAAGGGCCGCAUUCAGUGUUGUUUGGCCCAACCUGUUUCCGCUGCCUUCUGAUUAGGGCUAGAGCUUUCACUGUUACCUCUAAAGUGCAGUUAGUUUUAAUUAAACGUAUUCCUGUUGCCAAAAGAGUAAAAAAAAGGCACAUCUUUGCAGUGUAAAAGUACUGAAAUCGAUGGUAGAUGCCAAGCUGGGACCAAACUUACUAACUUACUCUCUGCUACUGAAACCUUACAUUGUCAUUCAGGAAAGGACCCACCAAAAUUUUCCCAUUCAACACUAAUUUAUCAGUUUUAUAACUUCCCAAAGGUUAAUUUAACUUGCACAUUCAAAUCUGCUCAAGAUUUUAAGGAUUGAGAGUACACUAUUAGUGAUUUAUUUAUUUAUUUAUCAUCUUAGAACUCUUGGGCUUUUUAACCCAUGUUUACAAGUUUAACAUGAACCUUUUUAGAGCAAUUUACACUCUACUGUGAGUGUCCCAGAGGCAGCGAAGCAUAUUGUAAGCGUGGGAGAAGAAGUGUACAAUCAAUUGUCUGCCGUGGCCCCCUGGGGACACUGAAUGUCAGAAAGCUCGUCUUGUGGCACUGGUGCAGAGACAUAUCGGCAGCUGUAUGGUAUAACAGGAUCUUUGGUGAGCCUCAUUGUUCAGUCAGUAUUAUUAGAUUAAUAAUCUACAGCACAAUCAAUCAGAAAACAAUACCAUACUACAGGCAUGAAAAAAAAUUAGACUACCCUUGUUUUCUUCAAUUUCUUGUUCAUUUUAAU